Messenger RNA from Cyclocybe aegerita, 858 nucleotides. The record is from the annotation of a GenBank genome assembly. Lineage: Eukaryota; Fungi; Basidiomycota; Agaricomycetes; Agaricales; Hemipholiotaceae.
AUGUCCGUGGUGGACCACGGGCUUACAAAGGGGGUGAUUCUCAUUCCAACAAACAAAGACGGCCUUACCGCCGAGAAAACUGCCCAACACCUCCUCGACAACCUCUACAAACACUUCAGCCUCCCAGAUAAAUUCAUUUCUGACCAAGGAUCACAGUUCAAAGCAGAAUCCUUCCGCGAAUUCCUGAAACUCCUUGAAAUUGAAUCAUCCCUAUCCACCGCUUAUCACCCUCAAACUGAUGGAACAACCAAAUGCUUUAACCAAGAAAUUGAAACCUACCUCUCCAUCUUCUGUACUGGCCAACAAGAGUCAUGGGCUGAUGAACUCUCCCUCAUGGAAUUCGUCCACAACUCCAGAAGACAUUCUGAUCGGCAACACUCCCCCUUCGAACUUAUUCUUGGAAUUCAACCACACGCUAUCCCUCAAAUGUUUGCCUCUACCAAAUUUGGAUCGGUAGAAGAAAAGGUGAAACAUCUGGAACAAAUUCGUAAAGAAGCCAUCACUGCGCAUGAAUUAGCUGUGGCACGCAUGGCCUCCAGGCUCCGCAGCACAUUCAAACCCUUCAAGAAAGGCGAAAAGGUGUGGCUCAACGCGAAAAACCUCAAGCUUCCUUAUGCAACCAAGAAGAUCUCCACCAAACGAGAAGGCCCCUUCCUAAUUAAAGACGUCUUAGGACCUGUAACAUACAGGCUUUCAUUACCAGACUCUUGGAAGAUACACGACAUUUUCCACGCUGCACUCCUCACCCCCUUCCGAGAAACCGACACGCAUGGUCCUGCCUUCACCAAGCCUGCACCAGACCUCGUGGAUGAUGAAGAACACCAAGAAGUCGAAAGGAUCGUCAAGCAUCGAAUGUGA